Messenger RNA from Chroicocephalus ridibundus (black-headed gull), 3991 nucleotides. It is a transcript of the gene MICU3, whose product is annotated as mitochondrial calcium uptake family member 3. Gene Ontology annotation, biological process: calcium import into the mitochondrion; mitochondrial calcium ion homeostasis. Bases 103 to 1602 code for a protein of 499 amino acids. The record is from RefSeq and is a predicted model, not a curated record. The transcript is spliced from 15 exons. Gene Ontology annotation, molecular function: calcium ion binding. Lineage: Eukaryota; Metazoa; Chordata; Aves; Charadriiformes; Laridae. Gene Ontology annotation, cellular component: uniplex complex.
CCUCUGUCUUCCCCACCCCUUCCCCGCUUCUCGCGAGGCUUCUGCCGGCACCCCCGGGGGGCUGCGUCCGCCGGUAACCGGGGCGGAGCGGCGGCCACGGCCAUGGCCGCCCUGCGCAGCCUCCUGCGCUGGCGCCGCCGUUUGGGACCCCCGCCCGGCGCCCCCCCGGCGCGGCGGCUGUGGGCCGGCGGCGGGGCCGGGCCGGCGGGGCUGAGGCGGUGGUGGUGGCGGCGGGAGCUGGGCUGGGCGGCGGGGGGUGCCCUGGCCGGCUACCUGGGGUACCGGCUGUCGGAGCGGCGGCGGGAGCCCCCCCGGGAGUCGGCAGCCGCCGAGGCGGGCGGGGCCCGGGUGCUGCUCCCCAUCCCGGUGGCGGCCGCGGCCAAGGAGACGGUUACAGAAAACAGAUCAGACCUUGAAGAUUUACACCUUUAUGCAACUCCUCGGGAGCAACGGUUUCGUAGGUUUGCCAGUUUAGAAUUUGAAGGACAGCUAUAUAUGACUCCAUAUGACUUCAUUCAGGCUGUCACAAGUGAUGAACCCAAACGCACUAAAAAGUGGCGAUCCCUUUCGAAGCAGGAACUGAAUCAGAUCCUUAUGGAGACACCACCAGUUUGGAAAGGAUCAUCCAAGCUUUUCCGUAAUCUUAAUGAGAAAGGUGUGAUAUCUUACACAGAGUAUUUAUUCCUCUUAUGUAUUUUAACAAAGCCACAUGCAGGUUUUAGAAUCGCUUUCAACAUGUUUGAUACUGACGGCAAUGAGAUGGUGGACAAAAAGGAAUUCUUAGUGCUACAAGAGAUUUUCAGGAAAAAAAAUGAGAAGAGAGAAAGAAAAGGAGAUGAAGAAAAACGUGCAAUGCUGCGUCUUCAACUUUAUGGAUAUCAUACUUCUACUAACAGUGUUGUUAAAACAGAAGGAGAGGACCUUGUCCCCAGAAGCUAUUGGGAUACUUUGAGACGUAGCACGAGCCAAGCACUCUUUUCGGACCUUGCGGAGCGUGCUGAUGAUAUUUCAAGUUCACUGUCAGACACUACGUUGCUUGUACACUUUUUUGGCAAGAAAGGAAAAGCUGAACUGAACUUUGAAGAUUUUUAUAGAUUUAUGGAUAACCUACAAACUGAGGUUCUAGAGAUAGAAUUCCUGUCCUACUCUAACGGGAUGAACACCAUCAGUGAGGAAGACUUUGCCCAUAUUCUUCUGAGGUAUACAAAUGUGGAAAAUACAUCAAGUUACCUGGAAAACUUGCGCUGCACAAUUCCUGAAGAAAAGGGUAUCACAUUUGAUGAGUUUAGAUCAUUUUUCCAAUUCUUGAACAACCUAGAAGACUUUACAAUUGCAAUGCAAAUGUAUAAUUUUGCAAGUCGUUCCAUAGGUCAAGAUGAAUUCAAACGUGCUGUGUAUGUAGCCACAGGUGUGAAGCUUUCACCACAUUUGGUGAACACAGUGUUCAAGAUUUUUGAUGUUGACAGAGAUGACCAGUUGAGUUAUAAAGAAUUUGUCGGCAUUAUGAAAGACAGACUCAGUCGAGGGUUUAGGGGCUACAAACCUGUACAGAGGUACACUACUUUCAAAUCCUGCGUGCGGAAGGAGCUGUAUAGCAGAUAACUGACGGAGACUCCCAAGUCUGGUUGGAAGGAAUAUUACUCUUGUGUGAUGACUGUAACCAGCGAACAUCUCAGAGAUCUAUGGAAGCAAUUUCGGAGACGAGAUACGCUGAGAUAAAGGAAGGAAGAAGGAUUAUCUGCACUGGCUAGAACUAUUUAUUCCUAUGAAUUCCUAAUGAAGAACAGACUAACCCAGGUGAAUCAUGAAUCUUCCAGCUGCAGUAGAAAACACAGGAUGACUUUUCCACGUAAUGUAGUAAUCGUCAAAUCUUAACAACUGCUUUUAAGUAUGUAUUUUAUUUAAAUGACAAACUGUCACCUGAUUGGCAGAAGUCUUUUUGUUUUUAAGAAUACAUUUUUAAUAUUAUUUUUUUAUUACUUUGAGAUAUGUUUGUCAUUUAAGUUUUACACCUGGGAAGGCAAAUGUUUUGGCAAUGAAGAGAAACUGCCCCACAUCAGCUUAGUCUGUGAAUUUGCUUUCAGAAGAGCACUAUUAAAAGUUUGUGCUAAAUGGGGAAUGAGAAUACAUUAAGUAGCAUAACAAUUACGUACAAGUUGAAUGUACAAAUUAAAUUCUUAGAAGCCAACAAAGCUGUUACUUUAAAAAGAGUAAAGCUGUUAUGGUUAUAAUGUGAAUGAUAGGUAUUUACCUAGGAAAGGUACUGUAUGGACUAUAACGUUCAGAUUCUCCAAGUCUUACUACAAUAUUUAUUUAUUUAUCCUUUAAAAAAAAAGUAGUACAGAUUUUAAGAUGUCUUCUGAGCAGGAUAUUGAAGAAAAGUCAAAAUGUUCCAAUUCACGUUAAGUAACAUGUACUUUGUAGUAUUUAUUAUAAAUUUUAUUGCCAUACAUAUAAAUUCGCUGAUAUGGUAGAGUAAAACUUCAUGUGUUUCUUGUGAAUAGUGCACUUUUAUAUGAAGUAUGAUGUGGCACUGAGUAGAAAUUAUAGUUGUUUAAUUUGCUACUCUGGAAUGCAGUAUCUGAGAACUAUAGAUAAAUAACUUGUAUUUGCAUCAAACAAAAAAGCAAAACAAACAUGAAUGCAUGCAGCAGUGCAGAGCAACACGCACUAAGUAAUGUUAUUUGAGUAUUACGCAGCAAAUAUUAGACAGAAAUUGGGCCUCACAAAGGUUAUGGAGAUGAUAGGCCAUAUGGAGUUGCCAGCACGACCUCUCUUGCCCUGUAGGUUUAGAUGUUACUGAAACAGCGGUAAGGCCACUGUUACAUUUGGGUUUCAUGUUCUCUAAAUUUUGCCUUUGCUAUUCACUAGCAGUGUUUUUCCUUACUCCCUUUCAAGGUGAUUUUUUGGCAGUGUAAAUUAAACCCAAACAAACAGGAACACAUAUUUCUUAUAUCCUUCCGGACAUUAAAUAAGUCUGUCUCUGUUUAGGAAUAAUCUGUGCCUUGAAAUAUUUCCAGCUGAAUACACGCACGCUAAAACUAAUGUCAGUAGAUUGUUAUCGGAAAGGCAAAUAUUUGGUGGAGCCUGACAGUUAAAACAGAAAGAAAAUAAUGAUUUUAAAUCUUUUAUUACUGCAAAUACCAGUAAGCAAAUUUGUCAAGCACAUGUUGCUCCAAUGCUAUCUUACAUCACAUGUGAAUAGAAAAAAUGUAUAGCAUCUGUGUAAGUACACCUAAAUUCAUAAACAUUUAAUUUAAAAUGAGAUUUAUCUCUGCUAAAAAGCCAAAACAAAAUGAAAAGAAAGAAGUUUUUUAGGAAAUUCCACUCUGGGAAUCUUAGGGGGAAAAAGAAUGUUCUAGGUGUGGCUUUUAUCUGAGAAAAAGCCAGACCUUUUGAAGGACGCUACUUUAGUUAGUAUUUCAUGAUAAAUACUCACCAAAUUUCUACCUUGGCAUCCUUAAACUACUGACAACAAGAAAAAUCAAAUAAAUUGGGAUAAAGACACAACACGGAUAAGCUGCAAUCCCUGUGUGAUCAUUUAGGGAAUUAAUGGUAUUCAAUGUAUCGUCUUGGUACGCAGAACUGUCUCACUGCUUCUUGUCAGCAUCUGCAAAACCCAAUUUGCUACUUCAGUGAUGAAGGACAAAAAAAGGGAAGGAAGGACAGGGAGCUAUCGGAGGGGUUCCCCUCCUUCCUCUUCAUUCACAGUCAUCCGCCCCUUGGAGGAAGCAGCAGCACCAUCGACAAUUUGCUCCUACGCUGCCCUUGGCAAUAGUGCACUUUGCUUUUAUGGCUGGCUUGAGACAAUUUUAUCAUUUUUCUAUGUAUUUCCUAACUAUAGUCUCUUAAUAUAAAAUAGAAUGUGAAAGUGUCAGAUUAGUUUUUCAGAGUAUUUUUUCUCAUGUUUAAUAAUAAGUUAUUUAAUAUAAAUAUGAAUAUAUGCAUAUAAUAUUCUUGUUUAUUUCAAAAUAAAUGCACUUGAAACUAA